AUGAUCCACCAGCUUGAGAUUAUGCAAGCCCAACUUUGCCAACGCCUCCUUGGCCAGGUCGUCUCUCAGCUUCUCUGUGUCCUUUUGCGUGGUGAGCACAAAGUCAUGUUUGAGCAGCCAUGUGCCUUCCUCGACCCCAUAUUUCUCCGCUGUCUCCUUGUCUACCUUGCCAAGCUCGAUAACGAGGCUCUUUUUGACGCCAAAGACGGCAUCCGAGGUCUCGUAGGGGUCACCCUUAAGGUACAGUGCCCUUAUCUGAUCAUCAGCAUCCCAAUUCCUCCCAGAAAGCACGGCCAAGGUGAGAACUCACGUGAUCAACUUAUCCCAACCCUCCUUCUCAAACAUGAAGUGAAUAUGCGCCGGCCUCCACGGAUGUCUCCCCAGCCUCUCCAGCAGCUUCCCCACCGGCCCAUCAUGCGGGAUUGGGUAGCUCACCGGCUUCAACCCCUUGAACCAGAACCGGCCCUCCUCAUCACUCAGCAUGACGCACCUCUCGCUCGGCUCGUUCCGGUCGCUGUGCUGGACGUCAUAAUGCCCGCUGCUGUCCGUCUCCCAGAUAUCAAUCUUGAUGCCCUCAAUGGGGUUCCCAGCCGUGUCUCUGACGGUACAAACGGCAAGCAUCGGCUCACCCGCCGGGUCGGAGGUCAUCGAGGCGCCGUUCUCGAGGAGGGGCGCAUCGUGGGUGUGGAAGGGGCCGAGGACGGAGCCCUCGGUUGCGCCGGCGGGUUUGGGGUGGUUGAUGUUGUCGAGGAGCAGGGAGAGGCCGAGGGUGUCGGAGAGGAGGAUGAAUUCCUGUUUGUCUCCCCACAUCAGCACCUGAUACCUUACUGCCUACCGCCCUCCCUGAACCACCAGAUGUCGGAAACAGAUGCGACCUACAUUCCGCACCUCGCUGCAGAUCUUCCCACAAGCAAUCAAAAACUCCAGCCCGGCCAUCCACUCGUCCGUGCUCAGCCGCGUCUCCCUCGCAAAGUCAUGCAGGUGCGUCACCAGUCUCGACAGCAAAUACGUCAACCGCUGGUCGUCCGACUGGCUGUUAAUCCUGAUGGUAUUCGGCGUGAUGUUGUCAAUCGUCAAGUCCAAAAGCGGCGGGCCGACAGGGCCGGAGUUUUCUCUGCGCGGUUCCGCCAUUCUGCAACCGAAAAGAGCCAGACCAACCCAGCCAUCACCAAGCUAGUUUCAAGGAGUUUGGGUAAAGAAUCCCGACUCCCCAUCACCCAAUGGUACAACCCGCCAAAGCAGUGACAACCCCCAUGAUGUAAGGCCCGAAAGCCCGGACAAUUGGGACCGAGCAAACAAACCCAACUGAUGUGAGGCCCUUCAUGUGGGGCAUUCGGGGACUGCAAGAGGGGACCGUGGAGGGGCUCGGGAGUUGAAGCGGGGUCGCUAAACGGAUGACGCAGGCUUACCCAACCCGUGGGAAACAACAGGGG
Podospora pseudocomata is the source of this 1433-nucleotide messenger RNA. RefSeq lists its product as uncharacterized. The transcript has 2 exons. Lineage: Eukaryota; Fungi; Ascomycota; Sordariomycetes; Sordariales; Podosporaceae. The record is from RefSeq and is a predicted model, not a curated record. Bases 1 to 1245 code for a protein of 414 amino acids.